Acanthamoeba castellanii str. Neff is the source of this 567-nucleotide messenger RNA. Its product is annotated as copialike pol polyprotein. The annotation marks the transcript as partial. The record is from RefSeq and is a predicted model, not a curated record. The transcript has 2 exons. Lineage: Eukaryota; Discosea; Longamoebia; Acanthamoebidae. Gene Ontology annotation, molecular function: zinc ion binding; nucleic acid binding.
AUGUGGUGUGACAAGCCUGAUUGUGCGCAUGGCAAGUGUGGUGGCGAAGGUUGUGGCCUGUUGAAGCAGGACAAGGGUGGCGAGCGCCAUGGCCAUGGUUGGAAGUCAAGCAAGGGCCCCAAGCAGGGGCCACAGGAGGGUGAUGAGACCACCUGCCACUACUGCCACAAGCCUGGCCACUGGAGGAACAAGUGUCUGAAGCUCAAUUGGGGUGACGGUGGUGAUGGUGGCGGCGGCGGUGGUGACAGCCACAAAGUGAAUGCCGCUCAGGCGCAGCAUGAGAGUGAUGAGGAUGAGGAAAUCAUCCUGUCCAUCGCCAACCAGACUGACCAGUGGUAUCUGGAUUCAGGUGCAACCUGCCAUGUCACCUGUCGUUGUGAACUGCUCCACAACUACCAGCCCAGCCGCAGCACCAUCAACUUGGUGCUGGGCAAUGACUUCAAGUGCUGUGUCAAGGGGACAGGCACCAUCCACGCCACCAUUGUUGUAGACAGUACAAUGAAGACCAUUGUGCUCAUGGAUGUGUACUACGCCCCUGAGCUGGCGAAAAAUCUGGUCUCUAUGGCG